AUGUGUGAGCUGUCUCUGUGCCCGCCAGUGAUGCUGUUACUGCUGCUGCUGCUGCUGCUGCUUGGACCUGGACUCAGCCAGGCAACCAGAAGGUCACAUGUGCACAAGCGUGGGAUCCUGGAAUUGGUGGGGACCUUGGAUUGUGUUGGUUCUCGAUCACCCAUCGCCUACAUGAGCUAUGGCUGUUACUGUGGCCUGGGUGGCCAUGGAGAGCCACUUGAUGCCAUUGACUGGUGCUGCCGUCACCAUGACUGCUGUUACACUCGAGCUCAGGAGGCCGGCUGCAGCCCCAAGAUAGACCGCUACCUGUGGAAAUGCCUGGACCGUCGCAUCCAGUGUGGACCAGCAGAGAACAAAUGCCAGGAAAUCAUGUGCAAGUGUGACGAGGAGCUUGCAUACUGCCUCGCAGGGACAGAGUACAACCUGAAAUACUUCCUCUACCCCUCGGCUUUCUGUGAAAAGGAUUCUCCCAAGUGCGACUGACAGGCUGAAGUGUUCGUUUGCACACAGAAAUGAAGUUCGCUCUCAGAAUGAGCAACAGCACUCGAUUUCUGCAGGAGUCAGUGGAGGCCAAGUGAUAAAGCUGUGAACAUUGCCUUCCCUUUCU
This is a messenger RNA of Acomys russatus (golden spiny mouse), 607 nucleotides long. RefSeq names its product group 10 secretory phospholipase A2-like. Gene Ontology annotation, molecular function: calcium ion binding; phospholipid binding. Gene Ontology annotation, biological process: arachidonate secretion; lipid catabolic process; phospholipid metabolic process. The transcript has 4 exons. The coding region runs from base 1 to 483 and encodes 160 amino acids. NCBI's taxonomy places the organism in Eukaryota, Metazoa, Chordata, Mammalia, Rodentia, Muridae. The record is from RefSeq and is a predicted model, not a curated record.